Molecule: messenger RNA, 1836 nt
Organism: Hippoglossus stenolepis (Pacific halibut)
Lineage: Eukaryota; Metazoa; Chordata; Actinopteri; Pleuronectiformes; Pleuronectidae
Gene: crym
Product: crystallin, mu
Exons: 8
Coding region: 369-1316 (315 amino acids)
Biological process (GO): thyroid hormone metabolic process
Cellular component (GO): cytoplasm
Molecular function (GO): thyroid hormone binding
Source: RefSeq, a predicted model, not a curated record
UUCGCGACCGGUGUGAACCCGGCGUUACUACUUCUAAAGCCUGCCCUCCCGGUUCCACAUCUCCAUUCUUACCACAGUGUUUAAAUAACUCUACGGCAGCUCUUGAACAUCCCCCUUCUCUCUCUCACACACACACACACACACACACACACACACACACACACACACACCCCGACACAAACUCGCACACACACUGACCACGGAGACAUCCGCAUGUUCUAAAGUUGUCAAACAGUUACGUUUGCUCUUUGCGCACAUAACUUGGUUCUGCCUGUGUUUUGCGCAAGGAGCUUUGAGGUGAGAUCCGAUUUCCAGUGAACUUCGGACUUGGCUUGAACUCAUUUGAAUCGCGGAGGCAACAUUCAGCCAUGUCCGACCCACCUGUUGUCAUUUGGGAAGACGAAGUCAGAGAGAUGCUGACUUACAGCGCCCUGGUGCCGCGCCUGGAAGAGGCUCUGGGUCAGUUCUCCAGGCGGGACAGCGCUGAGGUGAUCCAGCCGGUUCGCACCACAGUGGCCCUGCAGAAACACCGCGGGUUCCUGGGGCUGAUGCCUACCUACAUGGAGAAAGUUGGAGUCCUGAGCACAAAGUUUGUGUGUUUCUACAACAGGGAGGCUGGUUCCACUCUGCCAGCCACGCAGGCCACAGUGGUGCUGCUGGAUCCAGAGUAUGGGAAUGUCAAAGCUGUCAUUGAUGGAGAGGUCAUCACAAGCAUGAGGACAGCUGCAGUCUCUGCAAUCUCUGCCAAGCUGCUGAUGCGUCCAGAGGCCGAGGUGCUGGCCAUCUUGGGGACCGGCAUCCAGGCCCUGAGUCAUUACAAUGUCUUCACUGAAAUGUUCUCCUUUAAAGAGGUUCGUGUGUGGAGCCACACGGAAGAGAGAGCUGAGAGGUUCAGGGACUCGGUCCGGGGUCCUGUGAUGCUUUGUGUCUCAGCAGAGGAGGCGGUGAGGGGAGCGGACGCCAUAGUGACAGUAACCAGAUCUACUGAGCCGGUACUGUUUGGUCAGUGGGUCAAACCAGGAGCCCACGUGGCAGCAGUUGGAGCCUGUAGGCCGGACUGGCGGGAGCUGGACGACGUGUUGAUGAAGGAGGCCGUGGUGUACGCUGACAGCAGAGAGGGAGCGAUGGCCGAGUCCGGUGACGUCAUUCUCUCUGGGGCGGAGAUGUUUGCAGAGCUUGGAGACGUUAUUAAUGGGACUAAACCCGCUCACAGAGAGAAGACAACUGUGUUCAAAUCCCUCGGAAUGGGAGUUGAGGAUGCAGUGUCUGCCAAGCUGGUGUUUGACCAAUGGAAAGCCAAACACAGCCAACCAUGAAGUAACCUUGCUUUGCAGUCUCUGGGUUUUACCCCUGCAUCACACAAGCUGAAGUCCUGCUGUAUAACCUAACUGAUCAUCAACAUAGAACUGUAUAUUUAAAGCUGCGGUAACAAGUCGAUAGAUCAUAUUGUCAAUUAACAGAAAACUUUUCUAAGCAUGUUAAUGUUUUUCUAUAGCAUCAAAUAACAAAAAAGUAACACUUGAAUAUACAUAUGUUAUUAGAACUACCUAAAAUGACAGAAACUCCGUUUAAGAAAGUCAAAGUAUUCACAUAUACUUUGACUUUUUUGUUUGUGCAUGCACCAUCUGCUAACAUGGAGGAGGCAGGGGUUAAUGCCCUCUCCUGCAGCCAGGUACAAGGGGGCGAUCAAGAUGAGUUGGCUUCACUUAUGGUAGCAGUCGUGUUGUCCAAUCUUUAUAUACAGUCUACGAAAUGUGUCAACAUUUGCUAUUUAGCAUUGAAUGUCACAAUUUUCUAAUAUUUUAUGUGCUAAAUAAAAUUUGUUGCACUCUUAAA